CCUCUAAAGCAAAGGGGGGCAAGCUGGGAUCCGCCAGCCAGUGCUGAGAUGCGGCCAACUCUGGGGUGGGACACGGCUCCCCAAAUAAACAGCCCCUCUUGCCCAGUGCUGAGAUGCAGCUACCUCUGGGGCGGGGCGCGGAGGGAAACCACCUGCGUUAGCUGCAGGCCAGGCCCUGCCUGGGGUCUGCUUUGCUCUGUCCGUUCCCCUCCCCCCAGCCACUGGCACAGAAAGAGGAAUUGGUUUGAGGAAGUCGGGGCUGGGACGGGAGCGUGUGUGCUGGGAACAGGGCCGCCCCCUCCCCCCUUCGGUUUGUGAUACCGGCCCAGGGCGCCUCGCCCCGAGGGGCCCGCAGACAAGCCACCCAAAGGAUCCAGGGGGGCCAAAGAGCCCGGGCCUGAGCUCCCCACUGAUUCUAGACACCUCCAGUUUGGGAGCCCCCUGCCCGGGGCCCGAGUCAUGGACGAGUCGGGCACCCCCGGCUCACCCAGACAUCAGUGGACGGGAGGAGCAGCUGGUUCCUGGCCUACAAGCUGCCCCGGCCCCGGCACGGCCCCCCGGCUGAGGGGAUGCGCUACAUGUACCAGGACGCCCGCUCCGGCGGCUGGGUGCCCGGCCGUGCCCUCAUGAACAGCACCCACAGCGCCGUGGGCAGGACCCUGCUGCAGCUCUACCAGGGGGCAAACAGGCGGACGGAGGACACGGCCUACAUCCUGUACAACGACCAGCCCCCAAAGAACGUCACCUCCUCCACCAGCGCCCGGGGGCACACCAAGGGCGUGGUCCUGCUGGACAGAGCCCAGGGCUUCUGGCUCCUGCACAGCACCCCCCACUACCCGCCCCCCACGGCGGAGACCUACGCCUGGCCCCACAGCGGCCUGCACAACGGCCAGUCCUUCCUGUGCGUCACCUUCCCCUACACCCAGUUCAAGGAGAUCGGCACCCAGCUGAGGUUCAGCGACCCUGAGGUGUUCGACGCCCGGGUGCAGGGGCCCUUCGCCCAGGACCUGCCCGACCUGCGCCUGGCCUCCGACAUGCAGCCCGUGGGGGAGCCCCCCUGGAACCGCAGCGUGGCCCUGACCUCGCUGGGGGGGCGCCGCUUCCUGAGCCUGGCCAAGUUCCGGCUCUUCCACGACGAUCUCUACUCCGGCUGGGUGGCCCAGGCACUCUCCAGCGACCUGUACGUCCAGUUCUGGCCCAACUCGCGGGGGGUCCUGCCCUCCAACUGCUCGGGGCCCUACCGGGUGUAUAACAUCGAGGAGCUGGGCUUCCCGGCCCCAGGGCCCCAGUUCUCGGCCACCGUCGACCACUCCAAGUGGUGCGUGAGCACCGAGCCGGCGCCCGGCUGGGCCUGCGUGGGCGACAUGAACCGCAACCUGGAGGAGGAGCAGCGGGGAGGGGGGACCCUGUGCCAGCAGGACCCGGCCGUCUGGAAAUCGUACUGCGCCCUAGUGCAGAGCUACAGCAAGUGCUAGGAGGGGAGCGGGGGCUAGUGGGUGGAGCCGGGAUUGGGCAUCCGUCACCGCCCCAGUGACUCUCCAGGGGAACCUUUCAGUGCCUCAGUUUCCCCAUCUGUGACACUUGCACUUACCUACCUCUCUGGGGCUGUGGGGUAGGGGGAUUCAAUGGUGCCUGUGAAGCUCUGGGGGUCUCCAUGCCCUGUAUAAAUGCAGCCCCCGCACUGGCUCUUUCAAUAAUAAUCUCGCGAUUUCUAA
Mauremys reevesii (Reeves's turtle) is the source of this 1715-nucleotide messenger RNA. RefSeq names its product deoxyribonuclease 2, lysosomal (gene DNASE2). The coding region runs from base 570 to 1475 and encodes 301 amino acids. Gene Ontology annotation, molecular function: deoxyribonuclease II activity. NCBI's taxonomy places the organism in Eukaryota, Metazoa, Chordata, Testudines, Geoemydidae. The transcript is spliced from 6 exons. The record is from RefSeq and is a predicted model, not a curated record. Gene Ontology annotation, biological process: apoptotic DNA fragmentation.